AGUCCAAACCAAGAAUCCGAGAUAAUAGGCACUCGUCUCAAAAAACAAAAAACAAAACCAAUUCUAAAAGUAUAUGGUCUUCUUUAUAGGAACGUUCAGUACAGCAAGAUGGCAAUUCUCAAAUUGUCAUUCUUCUCCAAACAGCCGGAGGCAAAACCAUGGAGCUUCCCCGACGAACCACAGGUUGAUAUAAAUGAAUUUUUGUACAAAAAAGAACUGGGACUAAAUAGGACAAUUCUCGUCAAACAUGGUUCCGUGACACUUACGAACAACGUUGUUACUAUUGCACUUAGGUGCCCUCAAAGAUAUUCAAAUUUUGUGUCUAGUAAAUUACCCUAUUUGCUCAAGGAAUCUUUGAUAGAUCUGAAAAAUCAUGACAAGAUCUUUUCCUCGCACUGGAUAUCGAAAAAUGAAAUCGUGGUGGGAACAAAAUGCAACAAGCUUUUGAUACUCAACAUAGAAACGAAUAAAAGAUUUGAAAUUCCGCUGGUCACAGGGGAUGCAAAUAACCAAACGCAAGAAAAUAAUAAUAAUUGUUCCGGCAUUCGAAAUAUCGCG
Acaulospora morrowiae is the source of this 558-nucleotide messenger RNA. NCBI's taxonomy places the organism in Eukaryota, Fungi, Glomeromycota, Glomeromycetes, Diversisporales, Acaulosporaceae. The record is from the annotation of a GenBank genome assembly.